UUAUUAUCUUGGAUAUGUCAUAAUUUAUAUAAACUACUUAUAAGAAGGACUAGUUUUACAAUAAGUAAAUAUUACUGUGUUAAUUAGGACUUUGAAACUCACUAAAUUAUUUAAAACUACUUGGCUGCAUAUCUUCGGAUAAGAGUUGUCCCUAAAAGAUUGGCCCCAGUGUCCCACUAAAGUGGAACUCCUCCGUUUUUAAAACACGUUUUAAAUUACAAAAAUUAGCAUACGUAGAAAAUAGAACAAAAAUACAAAUUAACCUGAUUCUAUUCCUGAGACACCCAACAAGUUAUUUUUCUGUUUUUAACGUAAAACCUUUCAAGCAUUUAUAUACAUAAUGCUAGCCUUUGCUCUCUCCACCAGACAUCUGUGCUUUCAAACGAUGUUUUACAAAGCACAGGAGAAAAGCUUAAGAAAAUACCUACCCUCCCCCACCUCUAUUUUUAAAAGAUGAUCAGAAUGGACCCACGUUUAAAAUUUUAACUACUAUUUAUAACUAGUGCUUACUAAUUACAGUUUUAAAGGAAGGGUUAAGAGAAGAUAUCAGCCUGGGAUAAUUUUAAUUCAGGGGCCGCGGAAAGACGCGCCCUUAACGCCCCUCCCCGCGUCCACAUUGACAGGCUCCUGUUUCACGCAUGCGCGCGCCCUACUCCUUACGGGUGGGCUCACACUCCCCGGGAAUCAAGGAGAACCUGGAGAUGCUCACGUGGGAACCUGGAGGUGAUAGAACUCUUAGCGCCGGCCUCCAGACAGGAACCUCAUCCCUAGUGCUUGCCUUGCGAAGCGUAACUCGGGGAUCCGCUUCGAAACAGCUCCCACUCUUGUCCAAGAGUAGCAGUAGGAAGUUGAGCUCAGAGAGAAGCUGGCAGCCCAAAGAGGCAGAGAGACCUCCGUGGGCUGUUCCGAAGUUAGAAGGGGAAGAUAAAUGACUUUGAUUCAUGAAAAAUGUGCUCACUAAGAAGUGUAUGUCAAGCCACUGGUUGAAUUUCCAUCAAAAAAAGAUAAAGCAGAGAAUGGAGAGGAAGAUUGACUCCAGGUCUUUCAGGGAUGGUACAGGUAAGAAACUUUGUUCUCCAAAGAUACUGUCCAACAAGAAGUCUUCUGCCUUCUCUGGAAUCCGGAGUGAGAUACCUCAUGCCAGUCAGUAUCGUGCCUCAUGCGCUCGGACCCAAAGGGGUCGGUUAAGAGAAUUGCACACCAGAUGUGUGGCCAGAAAGUUCUUGUACUUGUGGAUUCGAAAGACUUUUGGAAGAGUAUUUCCCUCGAAAGCCAGGUUUUACUAUGAGCAGAGAUUACUACGGAACAUCUUUGAAGAAUGGAAAGAACAGUGGUGGGUUUCACAUCGAGAGUGGAAACUCUGUGUUCGAGCCGACUGUCACUACAGAUAUUACUUGUACAACCUGAUGUUCCAGACCUGGAAGACCUUUGAGAAUCAGCAACAGGAGGCAAGGAGCAAGUACUUGAAAGCCGAGAAUCAUGAUGCAAAGCAAAAGAUGCAGCAGGCCUGGAAGUCCUGGUUGAUCUAUGUAGUUUUUCGAAGGACCAAACUUCAGAUGCAGACCAGCGCCCUGGAGUUUAGGCAGCGGAGUAUUUUGUGGGUAUGGUGGAGUAAGUGGAGGCAGCGACUGGGACAGGCCUGUGUGGGCCGUGCUCUCCAUGCCUCAGCUGUCAGGCACAGGGCCCUGAGCCUCCAGCUGCAGGCUUGGUCACGGUGGUGGGAACAACUCCUGCAAGUGCAGAGGGAGAGAUGGAAGGUGGUCUCUGCAGUGAAACACCAUCAGCACUGGCAAAAGUGGAGAUCCCUGAAGGCUUGGAUUGAAUACCUGCAGGGCCGCAGAGUAAAGAGACAGCAGAACGAGAUGGCUAAGCGAUUCUACCGAGUCACUGUGCUCCAGACACACUUCCAUGAUUGGCAGUGGGCCUGGGAGCGGAGGGAGAGCUUGUAUGCCCACCACGCUCAGGUGGGGGCACUGGCCAGGAAGAUGGUGCUGCGCAGGGCCUUUAUUCACUGGAAACACUAUGUGCUGCCGUGUGCAGAGGAAGCUGCCCAGUGGAAGCUGGUGGAAGAGCACUGUAGGCGCAGUUUGCUGUACUUUUGCUUUAGAGCUCUAAAAGACAAUGUGACCCGUGCCCACCUGCAACGACUAAGGAGGAAUCUCGCUCACCAGCAGCAUGACAUCACGCUGCUGCUCAGGUUCUGGAACAUCUGGCAGUCUCGGGUUGAGCAGAGGGAGGAAGGAGAGCAGCUCCCCUUACUGUGUGCUGCCCGGGAGCAUCACAGAAUCUGUUUGCUACGUAAGUGUAUCAAAUUGUGGUUACAGCAUGCUCAGAAGAGGCAACGCAAGCAGCUGUUGCAGACCAGAGCAGACAGUCACUUCCAGCAGAGAGCCCUGCCUGCCGCCUUCUGGGCAUGGCGAAGACUCUGGCGGUGGCAGCAGCAAGAAAGCAUCCUUAAUGCAAGAGCAGCACAUUUUCACAGGGAGACAUUAGAGAAACAAGUAUUUGCUGUUUGGUGGCAGAAGAUGUUUCAGCAUCGAGAAAACCGCUUGGCAGAGAGAAUGGCCAUCCUUCAUGCAGAGCGGCAGCUUCUGCGAAGGUCCUGGUCCACAUGGCAGCGGCAGGCAGCUGCACAUUGGCAGGAGCAGCAGUGGCAAGCAGUGGCCUGUGCCCACCACUGCCACAGGUGGCUCAGGAGGGCUUUCUGCGUCUGGAGGGAGAGAGCCAGGGGGCUCAGAUCAGAGAAGAUGGGCAGAGUGCUGGCUGCAGAGUUCCACUCGGCUCGGCUCUUGCGUUGGGCCUGGAACAGGUGGAGGGAGAGCCUGGCCCUGCAGGGAGCCAAGCAGCAGAAGCUGAUGUGCGCAGACCUGCACAGCCAGCACACCAUGCUGCACAGGGCACUGCAGACCUGGCGGGUAGGAGCUGCUGCUACCCUCCAAUCACCUUGUCUUGGGGGGAUGGGACAGACUUACCACAGCCAGGUGCAGAGCAUCCUACAAGAGGUGGCAGCCAGGGAGAGCCAGCACAAGAGGCAGCUACUGCGGGAUGUAUUACAUCGCUGGAGAGAGAACACCAUGGCCUCUGUGGAUGAAGCAAAGAAAACCUCUCAAGCCCGUGCUCACUACAGAAGGACUGUGUGUUUCAAGGUCCUGGUCCAGUGGCAAGAGGCUGCAUCCAUGCAGAUACACUACCGACAGCAGGAGGCCUGUGCCAUCAGGGAGGCCCAGAAGGCGCUGGAUUGGGGCCGUCUCAGGACCUGGUUUCGGCACUGGCGGGACCUUGGCCAGAAGGCAGCCCAGCAGAGAGCCCAGCUGGAGAGGGCAGCACAGCAUUACCCGCAGCAGCUGCUGCUGCAGGGCCUGGCCCGGUGGAAGGUGCACCAUCUGGGCUGCGUCAGGAAGAGGGUCCUACGCAGGCAGGGCGCCCAGUUCCUGGCCCAGACACUCAGCCAGUCCUACUUCCGCCAGUGGAGACAACAGCUGGUGAACAGGAGGCAGGAGCAGCGGGGCACAGCCCAGGCCCUGUGGUUCUGGGCCUUCUCGCUGCAGGCGAAGGCCUGGGCCGCGUGGCUCAGCUUCGUGCUGGAAAGGAGGAGAAAGAAGGCGCGGCUGGAGCAGGCGGUGCAGACCUACCACGAGCAGCUCCUCCGGGAGGGAGUCAUGCGCCUCCUGCGGUUCGCAACUGGCAUGAAGGCCUUCCGGCAGCAGCUGCGCACCCAGCAGCAGAUGCAGGAGGCCCACAGUCUCCACCGUGCAGUCUGUCGCUGUGCCAUGCUCUGGAAACAGAAGGUGCUGGGCCCAGGCAGGGAGCAUCAGCCUCCCACGUCCACCGUGCCCAGCAGGAGAGUGACAUUCGAGGGUCCACUUCCCAACCACAUCACUGCUGGGGCUGGGGAUGCCACCCUGGAGAUCAAGAGGUCACGAGCUCCUCGUGGGCCUCAGGGAGCUCUGGGCAGCCUGGCCCUGGAUGCCGGGGACCCCAAUCUCCUGGAGCUCAAUGCUGUCCGCUUGGCAAGGAAGCAGCCGCGACGCCCAGACUUCCUGCUAGAGCCCUUGCAGAGCCAGAGGCCCCUGGGGUGUGGCACCCUUGGGAAGCAGGGGCCUGAGGCGCUGAGGGAGCACUGCCUUGGCAUGGCCCAGCCAGCAGGCCCUUCCCUGACGAGGCCCUUCAUGGCAAAGGCCCUGACAGCACUGAUCCCAAGCAGCACCCUGCCCCAGCCUGGGGCCCUGCUGAGGCCCCCUGGCCUGAAGCUGCCCCCCACCGCGAGCACAGGCCCAGAGCUGCUGCCGCCUUCCUCCUUCACACUGCGAGGGGUGGACACACUGGCCGGGGCUUCAGCACGGCAGACCUCCCUUGGGAUUACACCCCAGGCCCCUCCAUCCCUAGCCAGUGUCCCUGACUCCCGUCUGCUCCUUCCUGGGGACUUCACAGGCACCAGGCCUGGGCUUGGCUCUGAAACUACAGGCGUGUACCUAAAGCCCCUCAGCGCGGUGGGCACUCGGGCCACUCCCAGCACCCAGGCUCCCUCCAUUCAGCCUGGGCCCAACCUGGAGGGUGGUCAAGCUUAUUCUCCUGUUGCCCUGGGCCACGCCGACCUGGAAGCUGAGCUUGAGGGCAUCCAGCAGCAACUGCAGGACUACCAGACCACAAAGCAGAACCUCCGGUCCUACCAGCGGCAAGCAGGCAGCCUGCACCGGUGGCUGGAGCUGAGCCAGGAGGAGCCCAGGUCUGAGGACCAGGAAGCGGAGCAGCAGGUGCAGAAAGAAUUGCAGGAGGUGGAACUGCACAUCCAGCAGCUGGCAGCAGAGCUCCAGGCCCGGCGCCAGCCCAUCAACGCCUGCCUUGCCCGUGUCCAGGCCCUGCGGCGAGCUCUGUGCUAGAGGCCUCCGUCCACCUCCAGGAACAGAAUGCAGAGAUAAAGUUUUAUGUUAUUUUUUUAUUUCAAAAUGUUGCAAUUAAAUGAAUUACUGUUCAGAAGUC
Hipposideros armiger (great roundleaf bat) is the source of this 4980-nucleotide messenger RNA. RefSeq names its product SFI1 centrin binding protein (gene SFI1). NCBI's taxonomy places the organism in Eukaryota, Metazoa, Chordata, Mammalia, Chiroptera, Hipposideridae. The transcript is spliced from 32 exons. The coding region runs from base 942 to 4880 and encodes 1312 amino acids. Gene Ontology annotation, molecular function: phosphatase binding. The record is from RefSeq and is a predicted model, not a curated record.